This is a messenger RNA of Scaptodrosophila lebanonensis, 2367 nucleotides long. Its product is annotated as major heat shock 70 kDa protein Ba-like. Gene Ontology annotation, molecular function: ATP-dependent protein folding chaperone; misfolded protein binding; heat shock protein binding. The transcript has a single exon. The record is from RefSeq and is a predicted model, not a curated record. Gene Ontology annotation, cellular component: cytoplasm. NCBI's taxonomy places the organism in Eukaryota, Metazoa, Arthropoda, Insecta, Diptera, Drosophilidae. Gene Ontology annotation, biological process: protein refolding; cellular response to unfolded protein. Bases 173 to 2092 code for a protein of 639 amino acids.
AGUCGCAGCAAGCGGUUAAACAUUCAAGUCAAAGCCUUUAACAAGUGAACAAGUAAAAUAUAAAAAAAGUGAAGUGUGGAGAAAAAGUAAAAAUCUCUUAAAAGCGUAAUAAGAUUUAACAAGAAACUUACCUGUGCGAGUGCAAACGAAAAGAGCAGAAAACAAAGUGAAAAUGCCAGCCAUCGGUAUUGAUUUGGGAACCACUUACUCGUGCGUUGGUGUCUUCCAGCACGGCAAGGUGGAAAUAAUUGCCAACGACCAGGGCAACCGCACCACGCCCAGCUAUGUGGCAUUCACAGACUCGGAGCGGCUGAUCGGUGACGCUGCCAAGAACCAGGUGGCCAUGAAUCCGAACAACACGGUAUUCGAUGCAAAGCGUCUGAUUGGUCGGAAGUACGACGAUCCAAAGAUUGCAGAGGACAUCAAACACUGGCCAUUCAAGGUGGUGAGCGACGGCGGCAAGCCCAAGAUUGGGGUCGAGUUCAAGGGGGAACAGAAGAAGUUUGCGCCAGAAGAGAUCAGCUCGAUGGUGCUCACCAAGAUGAAGGAGACAGCUGAGGCGUAUCUGGGACAGACCAUCACCGACGCCGUGAUCACAGUGCCUGCGUACUUCAACGAUUCGCAGCGCCAGGCCACCAAGGAUGCGGGCCACAUUGCCGGUCUGAAUGUGCUGCGCAUCAUCAAUGAGCCGACAGCCGCCGCUUUGGCGUACGGCUUGGACAAGAAUCUGAAGGGAGAGCGCAAUGUGUUGAUUUUCGAUCUGGGCGGCGGCACCUUCGACGUCUCAAUCCUUACCAUCGACGAGGGUUCUUUGUUUGAGGUGAGAUCCACAGCCGGCGACACACAUUUGGGCGGCGAGGACUUUGACAAUCGCCUUGUCACUCAUUUGGCGGAGGAGUUUAAGCGAAAGUUCAAGAAGGAUCUUCGCUCCAAUCCCCGAGCUUUGCGCCGCCUGCGCACAGCAGCUGAGCGUGCCAAACGCACUCUCUCGUCCAGCACAGAGGCCACCAUUGAGAUAGACGCAUUGUUCGAGGGCGUCGACUUCUACACGAAAGUAAGCCGCGCCCGUUUCGAGGAGCUGUGCGCCGACCUCUUCCGUCAGACUCUCGAUCCGGUGGAGAAGGCACUGAACGAUGCCAAAAUGGACAAACAACAGAUCCACGACAUUGUCCUUGUGGGAGGAUCUACGCGCAUACCGAAGGUACAGAGCCUGCUCCAGAAUUUCUUCGGCGGCAAGACUCUGAACCUCUCCAUAAAUCCAGACGAGGCGGUGGCCUACGGUGCAGCCGUUCAAGCUGCAAUCCUCAGUGGCGACAAGAGUGACCAGAUCCAGGGCGUGCUUCUGGUGGAUGUGUCGCCCCUAUCGUUGGGCAUUGAGACCGCCGGCGGAGUGAUGACGAAGCUAAUUGAACGAAACAGCCGCAUACCUUGCAAGCAGACAAAGACCUUCUCCACUUACGCGGAUAACCAGCCCGCCGUCUCCAUCCAGGUGUUUGAGGGCGAACGCGCCAUGACGCGCGACAACAAUGCGCUGGGCACCUUCGACCUAUCCGGCAUUCCUCCUGCUCCGCGCGGUGUUCCCCAGAUUGACGUGACCUUCGACAUGGACGCCAACGGCAUCCUCAAUGUGACAGCCAAGGAGAUGAGCACGGGCAAGGCGAAGAACAUAACGAUCAAGAACGACAAGGGUCGCCUCUCCCAGGCUGAGAUCGACCGCAUGGUGAACGAGGCCGAGCGCUAUGCCGAAGAGGAUGAGAAGCACCGCCAGCGUAUAGCGGCGCGUAACAGCCUGGAGAGCUACGUGUUUGGCGUGAAGCAAGCGGUGGAGCAGGCCCCCAGCGACAAAAUUAGUGAGGCCGAGAAGUCUACUUUGUUGGCGAAGUGCAACGAGGCCAUCAAGUGGCUGGACUCGAACACCACCGCUGAGAAGGACGAGUAUGAAUACAAGUUGAAGGAGCUCACCCAGCACUGCUCACCCAUCAUGACCAGAAUGCAUCAGGGGAAUCCUUCAGCUGCUGGCUCCGGCAACUGUGGCCAACAGUCGGGCGGAUUCGGGGGCUACAAAGGCCCCACUGUCGAGGAGGUGGACUAAAUUAGGCAGCACAAUACCGGCUGCCUAGGGGGGGAAGGGGUUAUAGUUAUAACUGUAUAUAUAUAUAUAUAUAUAUAUAUAUCUCAGCAUUGUUAACUAUAUGUAUAUUUAUUUUAAGCUGUGACUGGAUUUAAUCUGAUAUUACCAAAUUAUCAAGUUAAGACGUUAAGACGUGCAAACCAAAAUUAACUUUUAGCCUGUCCAGAAAACUCAAAAUUAUUUGUGUUAGUUAUGUUUAUUAACAAACAAAUAGAGCAAUAUAAACAAUUUCAAAU